AUGAUUAUAAAGAUCCACUUUCGCAAAACCCUAGUUUUUGUUCUCGCCUCCGCGUUCCAGCAGCAGAUCAGACAAAUCGAAGAAAAGGUAAUGUCUCCAAAGCAGCCAAAUACUGGCUUAUUUGUUGGCCUGAACAAAGGCCAUGUUGUGACCCCGAAGGAAUUAGCUCCCCGCCCCUCGGCUAGGAAAGGGAAAACGAGCAAGAGAGUGCACUUUGCAAGGAGCCUUAUUCGGGAAGUUGCUGGAUUUGCACCAUAUGAGAAGAGAAUUACUGAGUUGCUUAAAGUUGGCAAGGACAAGCGUGCUUUGAAGGUGGCAAAGAGAAAGUUGGGCACUCACAAGAGGGCCAAGAAGAAGAGAGAGGAAAUGUCUAGCGUUCUCCGGAAAAUGAGGGCUGCUGGAGGUGGCGAAAAGAAGAAGUGA
Fraxinus pennsylvanica is the source of this 423-nucleotide messenger RNA. NCBI's taxonomy places the organism in Eukaryota, Viridiplantae, Streptophyta, Magnoliopsida, Lamiales, Oleaceae. The record is from the annotation of a GenBank genome assembly.